AUGCGACCAGACGAAAUGUUCCCUGAAAAGUAUCACUGGACCAUCUUUUCCAUCCCACCUGGCGGGACCUGGCAGAAACACUCGUCCGGUACUGUCAUCACUAUCUACGAGGACACGGGUUCCAACAUUGAGGACUGGCAAGCCCGGGCAGAGAGCUUCGAGGACAUGAAGAAGCGUGCCUCCAGGAAGCUUGAUGUCGCAGCCUUCUACGACCAGCUGAAGUCUAUCGGCAUGGACUACGGGCCCUUGUUCACCAAUGUCGUUGACGCCACCAUACUGCCGGGUGAGCAAACAGGUCUUGCGACUGUGUCCAUCCCGGACACCAAGUCUACGAUGCCACAGGGCGUCGAAUUCCCGCACCAUAUCCACCCGGCAACGCUCGACGCAAUCUUUCACCUCAUCUUCAUCGCCCUUUUUGAAGGAUAUCCCAUGGACGAAGCAUCCAUUCCGGUGACGGUCGAAACCAUCUUUAUCGCGACGGACCAGCCUUCUGGUGCGGGAUCCAAGUACGUCGGGUUCUCAAAGGCGAGGAAGACCAACUCUAGAGAGGCGUGUGGCGAUAUCAUCAUCUCGGAUGAGAGCUGGUCGGGACCCAAGAUCGUCAUGCGGAACAUGGUGGUCCGUCAGGUAUCAUCCACUGAUGAUAAGUCUCAGAGCUCAUCGUCGCCCUUCUCUCAAACACCAAAGAGGGUCGGCCGACUUGAGUGGAAGGAAGACGUCGAUGCGCUUGCGGGCAAGGUAGCAUCACAGGCCCUCUGUGCAGGUGGAUGUCAGGACCGUUUCACCGGUCUGAGCAACCCUGACUUGGCUGCGUACUUGGAACUUCUUACCUAUAAAGAAGCAGAUCUGAGGCUUCUUGUCCUUCAUGCCGAGGAGAACCAUGAACUGCAAUCUUUGGCAACCAUCUUCGCACCGCAAGAGGAGCGAGGCCUUCGCGCCGCCGACAUCAAGUUUGCUGCGCCGUCUCAAGAGCUUGCAAGGCAAUUGCAUUCCCAGCUUGCAGCGAUGCAAUUUCCGCUGCCCAAUAGUUCCGAUCUUAUAUACGUGCCAUCAACUGCAGCCCUAGCAGAGGAUUCGUCCAAUCAACUUGUUGAGGACCUGGGUAUGUUUGACAUCGUCAUCGGGGACAGUCGACAGUUACUCGAUGGUGAUGGGGACAUCGGGCUGUCUCACAUCAAGUCCCUUCUACAUCCCGGUGGUCGAGUCGCUUUAGUUGGAGACAAGGUGUCUGCCGCCGACAAUCUAAGUGGCGCCGGCUUCGCCCCGGUUGAUAUCGACUUCAAAAACGCAAUCGUUUCCUCAACAAAGGUCCAGAAGAAGCUGGACAUUUCGGAGAUCAACCUGAUUGUCCGGCUCUCGCCUUCGACGGCAGCUUUGAGAGUCCAGGAGGUCUUGAAACGGAAAUUGGAGAGCUCAGGGGUCGCGGUCAAGAGCUGCCUCCUCUCCGAGGCCGCCACUUCUGGAUCUGAGAUCUUUAUCUCCCUUCUGGAGUUCGAUGAGCCUUGGACAAUCAAUCUAACUGCCCAAGACCUGGACGAGUUCCGAUCCUUGGUUUUCGGCGCCAAGUACCUUCUAUGGCUGACGAACGGCGGCAUCGCCGACAGAAGUGAGGCGUCACUGGCCUUCUCCCCUACCACCGGCUUGCUGCGCACUAUUCGAACCGAGGUGCCGCAAAUCGUGCUCCCACAUCUAGAUCUCUCUAUGACUUCGGAGCUCGGCCCUGAAGAACAGACAAACUUGGCAUUGGAGGUGUUGAGCCUUAGCAGGAAAGACCUAUACAAAGGGAAGAAUAACGAGAUGGAGUUUCUCGAGUCUGGAGGCAGGCUUCUGAUUCCUCGGGCCGUGGCAGACUUGCCCUCUGACCAUGAACUGGCGUUGCGUUCUGGUCAGCUGAAGUCGGUUCCACGCGGAUUGUGGGCGGCUGGCGAGCCUGGGGACUCAACUCCUUUGAAGUUUGACGUCGCUGGGUCCGGUGUCUGGAUCGCGGACACAACCCAGAGUAAACCUCUCAACAACGAGGGGAUUGAGAUCCAGACCAGCCACAUAUGCAUCAACGGCUCUGACCUUACUCGAUCAUCAGGCCAAUUUGGUACCACAAUGGCGACGGAGGCUCUGGGACGUGUGGUCCGUCUUGGUUCCGAGGUCCCGAACCUCAAAAUUGGUGAUGAAGUCGUAGUCCUGGUUGAUGAAAGCGCAUUCAAGACACAUAUCAGACAGCACUUCAGCCUGGUCCAGAAGAUUCCGGAUGAUGUCAAGUCUGAGCUCGCCGUUUCUCUACCGUUGAGCUUCAUGACGGCCUACCACGCCAUCGUUGAAGUUGGUCGUCUUGCAGCAGGCGAGACCGUCCUGAUCCACGCCGUGCAUGAUGCCGUUGGACUUGCUGCCCUUCAGAUUGCGACACAGCUAGGUGCGGCAGCGGUGUAUAUCACAGCCAAUAACGAUGAGACGGCAUCGGAGCUAUUGACCGAGUACAACAUUCCCCAGAGCCAUAUCAUCCGAGCAGAGGACGGUGACACCGUCUCAACGACCGCCAUGAAGCUAACUUCCGGGCACGGCGUCGACAUUGUCAUCAGCGCUGCGUCGGGCACAUCAUUGUACUCAGCCACGAAGACGGUUGCUUCCUGGGGCCGGUUCGUACGCAUCGGCACCGAUAGGGCUCGUCCCCAGGACAUUAGCGCCGCUGUAUUCGAGCGCAACGCCUCCAUCUCGUCUGUCGAUGUCAGACAGCUCCCCCAUGAGAGGCGCGCCCGGCUGCUCGCGAUGGCGUUCGGAUUCUUGCGGUCCGGACUUGUGAAAGAACGGUCUCUUGUGACUAGUGUACGCGCCGUGAAAGACCUGAGCGACAUCUUAUCCUCAGCUACCGUCGAGCAGGGCAACAUUGUCAUCGAGCUUGGGGAAAAAGCCGUGGUGCCGGUUUUACCGCGACCGCCGGCUCCGCCCCAAUUGGAUGCCGACGCAAGUUACCUCAUCUCCGGUGGCCUAGGUGCUCUCGGCCUAACUAUCGCGAAGAACAUGGCUCUUCAUGGCGCUCGGCACUUGGUCCUUCUAUCGCGGUCUGGCGUCGUGAACGCUAGGCAAGAAGACGCCAUCCAGGACAUCCGCGAUCUCGGCUGCGAGGUUGACACUCCCAAAUGCGACGUCACAAUACACUCAGAAGUUGAAGAUGCGAUCCGAAGAUGUGAAACGAGCGGACGAAGGCUUCGAGGCGUGAUACAAUGCGCCAUGGUCCUUCAAGACUCCAUCUUGCAGAAUAUGACCAUCGAGAAAUGGAACACCGCGACGCGUCCUAAGAUUGUGGGGACGUGGAAUCUCCACUCCACGGUGCCCACAGACCUCGACUUCUUCAUUCUUCUGUCCUCCAUGUCCGGCAUCAUCGGUAACAGCGGACAGGCAAAUUACUGCGCGGGCAACGCGUACGAGGAUGCCAUCGCGCUUCACCGUCGGUCCCUGGGGCUAGCGGCGACGACGUUGAACGUUGGGCUGGUGACGGACGCGAGCCAUUUCAAUGCGACGUCUACGGCCGACGAUUACCUCAGAAAAUAUGGCCACUGGGAGUCGGCGAGGGUGACGGACGACGAGAUGCAGGCCGUCAUCGAAGCCGUCCUCCGCCAGAGUGCCAGGGAUCUGCCGGAGCAGCUCCUCGUCGGCAUCACGGACGAUGUGAAACGCGACGGUCGCGCAGCAUGGCCCCAAGACCGCAAGUUCGAGCACCGCAUCGCGCGAACUGGGUCGUCUGCCGCUAGUGCAGACCCUAACGGCGCGAACGCGGAGAGACUCGGAGACGGGUUGAGCCGGGCAAAGACGUUGAAAGAGGCUGUUGUGGUGGUUCUCGGCGCUCUCAAGGCGAACCUUGCGGCGGCCAUGACAGCCAGUCCAGACGACAUCGAUGAGGAGAGGCCGCUGUAUAGCUUUGGUGUCGAUUCGCUCAAGGCGGUCGAGGUGCGCAAUUGGAUCUUCAAGGAGCUACGAUGCGACGUGUCUGUUUUUGAUAUUCUGAGCCCGAGCCCGCUCGCUAAGUUGGGGCCGAGGAUCGUGGCUAGGAGCGCGCUAACGCCACCCGAGAUUGCAAGUCAGGCGUUAGCGGAGGCAUAA
Messenger RNA from Colletotrichum lupini, 4092 nucleotides. Its product is annotated as PKSN polyketide synthase for alternapyrone biosynthesis protein. Gene Ontology annotation, biological process: fatty acid biosynthetic process; secondary metabolite biosynthetic process. The transcript has a single exon. Bases 1 to 4092 code for a protein of 1363 amino acids. NCBI's taxonomy places the organism in Eukaryota, Fungi, Ascomycota, Sordariomycetes, Glomerellales, Glomerellaceae. Gene Ontology annotation, molecular function: fatty acid synthase activity; phosphopantetheine binding; oxidoreductase activity. The record is from RefSeq and is a predicted model, not a curated record.